UCCCUGUACUGCGCUGUGGUGGUGAUGGGAGGCGGUCAUGAGGAGGCGAGGCUGCUCUCACACAUGAAGGUAUAAGCACUCAGAGAGGAGCCUGCAGGAGGACGUCACGGGGAACACUUCAUUUGACCACAUCAUGGAGGAGAAAGUAAGUUUGGCUGGAUUAUUUGAAGUUUUUGUUUUACUUUUCAAGGCUGGGACUUUGGGGUUCAGUCCAGUUCAUGAUUUGUAAGGUUGUUUUUCCUGCAAGGUACUUUUUUGGGGUGGGGGAAAUGGAUAACUUGUACACGGACAAUAUGACUGUGUUAAAUGACACGACGUCGAUGCAAAGCAAUCUCACCUUGGGUGUGUGGAGAGACUACACGCUGGAGUACAAGGUGGUCAGUGUGUUUUUGGUGUCCCUCAUAUGCGGUGUGGGGAUGGUGGGGAACAUCAUGGUCAUCCUGGUGGUGCUGACCACCAAACACAUGCGGACCCCCACUAACUGUUACCUGGUGAGCUUGGCUGUAGCAGACCUGAUGGUGCUGACUGCCGCCGGGCUGCCCAACAUCACCGAAGCCCUGCACGGACAGUGGGUGUACGGCUACGUGGGCUGUCUGGGAAUCACGUAUCUCCAAUACUUGGGAAUAAACGCGUCCUCUUGCUCCAUCACAGCCUUCACCGUGGAGCGCUACAUCGCCAUAUGUCAUCCCAUCAAGGCGCAGUUCCUGUGCACGUUGUCCCGGGCCAAAAGGAUCAUCAUGUUGGUGUGGGCGCUCACGUCCAUCUACUGCGUAAUGUGGCUCUUUUUGUCAGACACUCAAACUUUAGUGUAUGACAACGCGGUGCUGCUCAGCUGCGCCUACAAAGUGUCCAGGAGCCAAUACCUGCCCAUUUACUUCAUAGAUUUUACCGUGUUUUACGUGCUGCCCCUCAUGCUGGCCACUGUUCUGUAUGGACUCAUCGCCAGGAUACUUUUCCUAAACCCCUUGCCUUCAGAGCCCAAAGACAGCACUAAAAAAUGGAGGAGAGGAACUAGCAAAGGAGGAGGAAGGAUGAUCAAUGCGAGCUCCUCCAGCAGCACCACCGCUGCCUCCAGAAGACAGGUAACAAAGAUGCUGGCUGUGGUGGUGAUCCUCUUUGCCUUACUUUGGAUGCCCUACCGGACCUUAGUGGUGGUCAACUCCUUCCUGGACAAGGCCUACCUGGACACCUGGUUUCUGCUUUUCUGCCGCCUCUGCAUCUACUUGAACAGCGCCAUCAACCCGGUCAUUUACAACGCCAUGUCCCAGAAAUUCCGCUCAGCCUUUAAAAAGUUGUGUCACUGCGGCCCUCAGCCCCUGGAGAAACCUGCUUCAUACAGCAUGGCGCUUACCUACAGUGUCAUCAAGGACAUGUCAAAUGGCGAAAGUCCUGACCACUUCACGACGGAAAUGGAAGAGCUACACACCCCGAGUGAGUUUGCGGCCACUGGAAUCCCACCAAGCGCCAAAAAGACACUGUUUGAACAGCCUCCACUUUUGGGAAAGAUGUCCAAACCUAGAGAAAGAGGAACACUGGAAGUCAUCAAUUGAAUUCAUUGAUUGAUAUAUGGGUGUUAGAUUAUCACAAGAUGCACAAAUCAUAUCAAGUGAAAUAAAGUAAAAUUAUUGUAUUAUUUAUUUUUGACCUCCCCAAAUGCUCACUGGACUGUUUGAGUGGCAUACUACGGGGCUGACAACACCCUGCCCCCGGACAGGAAGGAGCAGACAUACAUACAACUCACAUUUCCACUGCCCCCACAGUGCAUUGGCUGGUUGAUGCAGACAACCGUUAUUCGCAUCAUCUCGAUCCCCUAAAUAAAACCAGAUUGUUUAAUACACGCUGCACGGUGGUCUGGUGGUUAGCAUGUUGGCCACACAGUCAGGAGAUCUGGAAGACCUAGGUGUGAAUCUCCAUUUGGGCAUCUCUGUGUGGAGUUUGCAUGUUCUCCCCGUGCAUGCGUGGGUUCUCUUCGGGUACUCCGGUUUCCUCCCACGUUCCUAAAACAUGCAUGUUAGGUCAAUUGGCGACUCUAUAUUGUCCAUAGGUAUGAAUGUGAGUGGUUGUUUGUCUAUAUGUGCCCAGCGGUUGAGUGGCGACCAGUCCAGGGUGUACCCCGCCUCUCAGCCGAUGUCAGCUGGGAUAGUCUCCAGCAUACCCCCGUGACCCUAGUGGAAAAUUAGCGGCAUAGAAAAUGGAUGGAUGGAUGCUUAAUACAUUAAACACAUCAACUAUUAAUCUUUUCAUGAGUUAUUAUUAUAUAUCUAUUAUUUAUGACUGUUAUAUAAUUUGUUCUACUGCCUUACCAUUUUCCUAUGUAUUAAAAAUUGGCGAAAAGUACAUUUGGAAUACAGGAAGUGAACAAAAGUAUUGUAACUGAUGUGAAACAGAGGAGGUGUGAUGAAAUCAACUUUUGCUUUUUCCUACUCCUUUUUGGACAUGGGGAACGGUGAAUUGUCGCGUGUGAUGCAUUCCAGUGUAACUUGUAUGCAUGUUCAAAAUAAAUUAAACCGUUACCAUUACCAUGAGAAGUGUAAGACGUCACACUCAGCAGCAAGGGAAGGGAAGUCCAGUGUCAUCUGCAAUCAUAAAAUCUCUGGGUAGAUCUGGAAAAAAAAAAAUCCAUCCUCAUUUUUCAAGCGCCCUCCCCAAUGACACUGACAUUUUAAUUUCAGCCAAGACAGAAGGAAGCAAUAUAGAAUGUAACAUGUGAAACAUAACCUUCCGUAGGAAGGCCCAAUUAGAAAGGGAAGCUGUUCUCAUAGGAGUUUUGUAGACUUACUGCACAAUAAUUCUUUUUUUAUGAAGCAUGUUCCAAGCAUAACCACGCUCUUAAAUGCUCUUGUAAACUUUUAGCCAUGUUUGUAGAGUGUCUUGUGGUGGCACUUGCUUUGGAAUUGAAUAUUGUUUUGGAUUUCAUCAUUGCAGGAGUUUGUGCACGCGCUCGUAAAGUUGAAAUUACAUUUACUUAUCAUUUUGCACAAUGUGCUACUAUAUUGUCGUGAGAACAUAUUGGAGAGAGGUCGAAAUGCAGUGGAACCUUGGUUUUUGUCAUUAAUCCAUUCCAUUCCAAGGUUAGGAAAACCGAAAUUUACGAAAAAAAAAAAAAUUCCCGUAAGAAAUAAUAUAAAUCCAAUUAAUUUGUUUCAAACACCAACAGAUAUUAACUCAAAACACAAGUGAAGUACAUAUAAACAAUGAAUGAAAUGGAUAAAUGAAUAUUUAACAUCACUUUUACCUUUACUGAAUACUAGCAAACAGAGAGAUGAGUGGAGGGAGGAGGGGAGGACGGACAAAAGAGCCAUGCGGACGCUGUUUUAUUCUCGUUACAACGUUACAAACUUAACUUUCAAGAGUGGACGCUUAGGGCUGUAUACUUGCUCACUUGAACCUCAUCAUAAACUUCAGCAGCAGGUACAAUCAUCAUUACACACACAAGCACAGCUAACUAACUUGUAUGUGUCUCUGUUAAAACCGUCCCCCCGCAACCUGUGUUAACUAAGGAACCAUUUACUUUACAAUGCCAUUGUAACAGAUGCUACAUUCAUACUUUGUACUCCAGCUUUUUCUUUAAUUCUAGUGUUUUUUACCUUCUUUAUCAAAGUUCUGGCGCUUCUAAUUUAAUCUAAUUUUUAAAAAGCACUCAAUGACAGAUAGAGUUGUUUGUGUGUUGUGCCUUAACUUUCCACAAACACAUAAUAAACAUGAAUCUGUCUGUAGUGUCCCAACUCUAAAAGAACCUCUGUCCAUUUUUCACAGAGAGUGAGUCACCAAUGAGCGGAUGCUUUCUUUGGGCCACCGACGUGGUGUUGUUUUGGCCACUUUGGACAAAAUCCUUGUUUGUCCUUGCAUCAUUCAUGCACAAAGUCAGUGACCAAUAGAUGAAAAGGAGAAAAAAACAGCAAUUAUUCCUGAUAUAUAGACCGAGCUUCUGAGAUAGCAGUUUUGGCAGCAAUCUGCUGAUAUCGCUAAGACUGCAGUUCUAUGAUAUGUGCUCAGCAAAACCUGCAGCGCAAUGAUGGAAUGUUUAAAUAGAUCUUGAUAAAGUGCCGCGCUUAUGUACGCUGGUGUAUCCUGCAGUAUGUACUGUAUAUAGCUGCCGUUGCUAUUAUUAGAGCAAAAGAGUACAAAAGAGCUCCAGAGGGAAUGAAGAGUUUGACAAGAAAGUGAUGUUUUGUUCUUAGCCAAUCCUGUAAAGUUUUGAUUUGUGCAGUGUAAUGGAAAAGUAUUCAGUAUUGUGUUCCUCAAAUGUGCGCCACCAAGUGCAUUCAGAGAAAAAAAAAAAAAAAGGGGCGGGGGAUGCUUGUUUUUAUUCAUUGUGUUUGUGUUUUGUCUUGUCAAACCCGUCAGUGGAAGUCGAUUGCCUUCAAAGUGAAAUAAGUGGAAAACUGAAAAGGCAUUGUUGUGUAGCGUAGCCUUCAUUAUAAAAUACCAUACUUCUGCACUUUUUAUUCCACAGAUCCCGCUGCUUUGAGUGGAAAUGUUUUCUUAGGCAUUCUACCAAACUGCUGUUUUUUUUUUAGUGAUGUGUAAUGCAUAUUGUCGUGCAUGAGGGUUAUACACAGAUACUGAAAUUUUACCCUCCUGGGGAAAUACUUUUUGUACAUUUCUUUGUCAAAAUACUUGAUUUU
Messenger RNA from Dunckerocampus dactyliophorus (ringed pipefish), 4628 nucleotides. It is a transcript of the gene trhra, whose product is annotated as thyrotropin-releasing hormone receptor a. The transcript is spliced from 2 exons. Lineage: Eukaryota; Metazoa; Chordata; Actinopteri; Syngnathiformes; Syngnathidae. Gene Ontology annotation, biological process: phospholipase C-activating G protein-coupled receptor signaling pathway. Bases 219 to 1550 code for a protein of 443 amino acids. Gene Ontology annotation, cellular component: membrane. Gene Ontology annotation, molecular function: thyrotropin-releasing hormone receptor activity. The record is from RefSeq and is a predicted model, not a curated record.